CAGAAGAAUGGAUCCCUCACGCAGACCAUAGUGGGCAGUCUCCCUAAACCAUGUGUGGGUCCCCUGGGGCCUCUGCUGAGAGUAUGAAGGACCAAUCAUUUGUGAGGCACAAAAUAAGAAAAGAAACCGUGCUUCAUGAGGGAAGAGACCUGGGUCUGAGUCACAACUCCAUCUCCAGGGUCUGGGACACUGCUUACCACAUAGUACAUACGAAGUAUCUAGAACAGCACCUGGUUUAUCAGAGGCAUAUAAACAAGUGUUAACAUUUAUUGUGACGGCUAAUCUAUACGUUUUUUAAGCAAACUGAACUUUAUAAGCGAAACCAUGAGCCCAUAAUUUGGCAAUAGAACAACCUGAGUGAACAUACCUGGUAUUCAGGCGUCUUAUAAAGGACAUUAGAGGUCAUGGUUUUCUUUCUUUCUUAUCCGGUACUGAGUCACACUUUGAUAAGGGCUUUGCACCCAAACACUGAGUGCUUCUCAAUCUAACUGCACACUCUAGUUCAAUAGGAAAGGUACUGGAGCUCUCUUCAGGACAUGACAAAUUAUACCAGGUAACUUGAACUAAAAAUAGGAAGUGGGUCCUGCCUCUCGCCUUCCAAACAGCACAAGCCAAGCAAAAACGUCAACAAGCGAUGUGUUUACCUGAAGUACUACUCCUGAUCUGUCAGUAAUGCUCAAAUAUGGAAAAAUUAAUGUGGAGAACAAGUGACAACGGCAGCACCUCUUAUCUAACACAUGUGGCCACUGAUGUCAAAAUGCUUAUUUACUCAAAUGCUGAUUCUGCAUUUCCAGGUCACCCCAAUCACCACCUAUUUGUGAGCAGCUAGUUACACUGGGCGGCUGUCACCAAGUUCCUCCUACCAGUGUAUUUCAGACAGAACCAUGUCUUACCCACCACAGCUGCCACCAUGGACUACCGCAAGUUGAUCUGGCAAAGAUUAAGAAGAAAAUCUAUUUAGAUUGUUGCCUAGCUCUUCACUCGCCAAAUGAUGUGGUGAUGUUGAAAAAAGUAGAAAAUUUCAAGGGGGGGGGGUGGUGGAAGCCAGGAUUACUUUGGAUCACUGAAGGAAAAGAAGUAGCACAAAGGCCAGCAUGACACCCACAGAGAUCCAAACAUCUCUCUUCUGUUUCCAUUUCCUGGCAGCAGUGAGUAAAUUCUGACUGACCAAUUCAGCUGUGACAGGAGACCCAUUAUUUUGUGGUUUCUGUCAAGUUCCUGAUUCUCAUCUGUUCUUCAAGAUGAGCGAGAACUCUGCGUGUAACAGACUUUCUCUGGAGUGUAUAUUGAGACAUAUUCUGAAAUGAAUGCUGUUUGACUCACAGUCCAAGGGCUGCAGACAGUGAGUUGCCUACCAAGUAGUGGCCCUUCGGUUUGGCUUCCUCAUCACCAACCAUCCCUUCUCACAUCUCUAGGAUCAUUAGGGAAGGAACACCUUGGCCACUUCAAGAUGACAAGCACACACUGGACUACACUGCUUCAUUGACAGGAAGCCUCCUAUUCUACCAGCGCCCCCACCACGCCAAAAAGAAUUUUAAGGCCUCCCCUGCAGAAGUUACAGAAUGAUAAAUUCCACCACCACACAACCUCCGAACGAGGCCUGCUCCCGGAACACCCUCAUAACUCAGAGUAUCAUUCCCGUGCUAUACUUGGCGGUCUUUGUUGCGGGGAUCCUGCUCAAUGGUGUCUCUGCAUGGAUAUUCUUUUACGUGUCCAGCUCCAAGAGUUUCAUCGUCUAUCUCAAGAACAUUGUUGUGGCUGACUUUCUGAUGAGCCUGACUUUUCCCUUCAAGAUUCUUGGGGAUUCGGGCCUGGGACCCUGGCAGAUAAACGUGUUCGUGUGCAGGGUCUCAGCUGUACUGUUCUACGUCAACAUGUACGUCAGCAUCGUGUUCUUUGGGCUCAUCAGCUUUGACAGGUAUUAUAAAAUUGUAAAGCCUCUUUUGACUUCUUUCAUCCAUUCAGUAAAUUACAGCAAACUUCUGUCAGUCACGGUGUGGGUGCUCAUGCUCCUCCUGGCUGUCCCCAACAUUAUCCUGACCAACCAGAAAGCGAGGUACGGGAAGGCUACGCAUAUAAAAUGUGUAGAGCUUAAAAACGAACUGGGACUUAAGUGGCACAAGGCAUCAAACUACAUCUUUGUGGGCAUCUUCUGGAUUGUGUUUCUUUUGUUGGUCAUUUUCUAUACUGCUAUCACGAGGAAAAUCUUUAAGUCCCACCUGAAAUCCAGAAGGAAUUCCAUUUCGGUCAAGAAGAAAUCUAGCCGCAAUAUAUUCAGCAUCAUGUUCGUAUUUUUUGUCUGUUUUGUGCCUUACCACAUUGCCAGAAUCCCCUACACGCAGAGCCAGACAGAAGCUCAUUACAGCUGCCGGUCAAAAGAAAUUUUGCUCUACGUAAAAGAAUUCACUCUAGUACUGUCAGCUGCCAAUGUAUGCCUAGACCCUAUUAUUUAUUUCUUUCUAUGCCAGCCGUUUAGAGAAAUCUUAUGUAAGAAACUGCACAUCCCAUUAAAAGCUCAGUCUGACUCAGAAACUUCUAAAACCAAAAGAGGAAAUACAAUGCAUGAAAGCACAGACACUCUGUGAAUUCCCACCUCCUUUCAAAAAGAAUCCAUGUACACAUUUUGCAAUCUUCAGUUACAUACGAAUACAAAAGAAACAUGUCCAUGCAACUAAGUAUCAUCUCUAUGCAUUACUAUUCAAUUUAGUAUAAUAAUAAAAACAAAAUAUAAGUUCCCCUGCUUUUGUAACAGCAAAGAAAAAAGUAAUACAUGCAUUGUUCAAUUUUAUUCCAUCAAAACACAAGUUUUCAAUGUAUAAUCACUCGUCUCGUCAGUUCAUGUAGAAGUUUAAAUACCAUAAAGAAAAUAGGAAGCAAUCAAGACAAUUCACUGGGGCGUGUUCCUUCUCUAAAUACAAGAAUUUAACUUAUGUGGUUUUUUUUCACCAGGGUUACUAAAGACCAACCUAAAAGCAGGCAGAGUUUGAUAAAGAACUGGAGACCUGUUUGGAGUGAAAAACUCAAAUUUUCUCUGAUUUCACUUACGAAAUUCCCUACUGAUUUAUCUCCUAGCAUUUCAAAGGGAAGUUGAUAUAAAUUCUGUUCUUUGCAGGAAAAACAAAAUGUAACACUUUGAUAACAUUUUGAAGAUGAUAAUAAGAUACAUUCUGAAUGUUUUGUAUCAAGACUUAAUAAGUUACGUCUUGAGCAUGCACUUCUGGUGUUAAAAUAUUUUUAAGUGGACUCUAUUGAAGGAAACUGGCUAUUGGUAUAUGUUGCCAGCAACUUUCCCUAUCGAAUGCUAUGGAGGAAAAAAAAAAUGAUGCCCAGGACAAACACACAAACACACACACACACAUACAUCGAGGGACAGGGGAAACAGUUUUCUUUGAAAGCAACUGGACUUGAAAAAAAGGAAAAUCUAAAAUUUGUAAUUUUGAGUGAGAAAUUACACAUAAAAUGAAAAUUUGUGACAUUUUCUGAAAAGGAGAUGGAUUUAAAGUAUGUAGAUAAGGGAUAUGGUCGCUGGCUUGUGAGUUACCAAAACUAAAUUCUUUCUCUGGUCUUAACUGCCUAGAAGACAUCCAGGCCAUCUUCCAAAUGUUAUUCUCAAACAUUUUUGUAAGCCAUGUAUAUAUACUUUUUUGCUUUACUGUAUAUGUACUAAUAAAAAUAUUUUCAAUA
Messenger RNA from Herpailurus yagouaroundi (jaguarundi), 3684 nucleotides. RefSeq names its product purinergic receptor P2Y14 (gene P2RY14). The record is from RefSeq and is a predicted model, not a curated record. The transcript is spliced from 4 exons. Bases 1563 to 2585 code for a protein of 340 amino acids. NCBI's taxonomy places the organism in Eukaryota, Metazoa, Chordata, Mammalia, Carnivora, Felidae. Gene Ontology annotation, cellular component: membrane. Gene Ontology annotation, biological process: G protein-coupled receptor signaling pathway. Gene Ontology annotation, molecular function: G protein-coupled purinergic nucleotide receptor activity.